This is a messenger RNA of Pochonia chlamydosporia 170, 1104 nucleotides long. RefSeq lists its product as hypothetical. Lineage: Eukaryota; Fungi; Ascomycota; Sordariomycetes; Hypocreales; Clavicipitaceae. The record is from RefSeq and is a predicted model, not a curated record. The coding region runs from base 1 to 1104 and encodes 367 amino acids. The transcript has 3 exons.
AUGGUUGGCGUUUCCUCAUUGGUGUCUCUAAGCACCAUUUUGGAGGACAUGGUCGUGAGCACUAGCCUCUUAGGUGUAAUCUCCGUCGGGCUAGGGUUGGUGACACUGCCAAAAGACCACGAAGUCCACUUCAGCUUCAAGAUUGGUCUUGACGGGGCUGGCUCCAACGAAGGCCAUGAGCCCCUCGUGGGCGCUGGUGGCGAGGUUCCGCAGAUAAAAGUCUUUGACAACCAAAGACGUCUGAUAGGGAAAAGCAAGACACACUAUAUGUGCAAAGACGGCACGGAUCACUGCGUGCGAAUUAUCAAAGACGUCCAUGAACAACCGUCGUACGCAUUGUUAAUCGGCCAAAGAAACCCAAUUUGUAUCGCUGCCGCUACCGUUAGAUAUCCCGGUGGUGAUAUGUAUGGCUGGACCGGAAACUGGGCCAAGACUUGCAAGCAGCAAUGGUACUACUCCGAUAUAGACGCCCAGGUCCAGAAUGGCACAACCAAGCUUCUUUGCGCUUGGGUGGGCAAGAGUGGCUACAAGGAUGAUUUUGCUACUGCCAUUCAAAUUCACUGGCCCGAAUUUGGUGAGGGUUUUACUGGCAAUGGGAAAGAUGAUCAGUAUUAUUGCAAGAAGGACAAUACUGCCCUCUCCUUCUUCCGGCAUUCGGGGCCCUGGGGCUUCAACGGCAUCACCAAGAAUGACCAUAAAGUCAAGGAGAAGGGGGAGAAGGAAAGGGAGAAACAUAUAAAGAAGAUGAAGAAACUGGCAGAGGAAGCGCUUAAAAAGAAAAAGAAAAAGGACAAGCACAAAGUCAAGACACCUGGCCGGGAUACACGCUCCAUUCGGUCUCAUUUCGACGGCCACUCUGCCAAGCAUCUCUGUGAAAGCGACACGUCCGUAGGGCCCAGCUUGGUUUCCCUCCCAGAACGAACCUUUUGCCACAUGCCUGACAAGGUCCUUUAUAAGUUCUGCGAGGAUGUUCCUCUAGGUGUCUGCUGGAAUCGCACUGCACAUGCCUUUGCUUUCACGGGCAACUUGUCCAUUCAUGCUCGUGCUGCCAUGCCUGACAUUCAGUUCCCGCAGCCGCUUGUUUGGGGUAAAGGAGGAGAAUGA